Messenger RNA from Aplosporella prunicola CBS 121167, 552 nucleotides. RefSeq lists its product as uncharacterized. The coding region runs from base 1 to 552 and encodes 183 amino acids. The record is from RefSeq and is a predicted model, not a curated record. NCBI's taxonomy places the organism in Eukaryota, Fungi, Ascomycota, Dothideomycetes, Botryosphaeriales, Aplosporellaceae. The transcript has 2 exons.
AUGAUGCGAGAUGUAAAGACCAGAGCAACGGGACUACAUAAAGAGGGCGCCUCACGUCAGCAUUUUCAAGCAAGUGAUCAGUACGACAGGCGAGCAGGUGUUCAAGACUGGACCUGCGAUUUCGACCUGUCCGCUUCUGAGAACGACUCCAACCAUCAAACAUCUAGCCAUGGGCAGAUACAUGUACCUUCUGAAAUUGUCGGCAAGCAGGCAAAGGUUCGUGCCGCCGCGAAGCUCCUAAGAGAUUUUGCUGAGGUGGUUACGCAAUUCGAAGCUCUCCAUAUCAGAGCCGAAAUUCCGUACGCUCCAGGAGCUACAGCUAGCCUUACAAGAGGCGAAAUAGAAGGAACACUCUUACUGGCGCGUAUAAGGGAUGGAGGGACUACCGCUGUGUUGCGGUAUCCAGAGCCUACGGUUCAGCACUGCACUAGUUCCGGGGUUCAGUCACCAGAUUACGAACCUUCCGACAGAAAGAUUGAUCUCGAUUAUACGGUUUUGGGGCAUGUGAUGCAACAGGCCAGAGCCCUCGUAGGCGGAGAGAAUGCAGUAUAA